AUGAUAACCUAUGGGGUUUCGUAUGGCUAUGUCGCCGCCGGCAAGUUCUAUGUUUUCCUUUACUAUGAUCCAACCGAGCCUCGGACACUGUAUCACCAUCUGUGCGUGCCAGAAAGGGUGGUGAGGGAUGCGGCGAAUGAGGACGACUGGUCCACGCACAUGUCCAAUACCGCAGUGGCCCAACUGGCCAGCUUUUGCCUUCAGAGCCUUCAAUCCGAGGCGGCCGAGGGCCCGGACUUGGAGGCGUCGACGCAGGCUGCGAAGGAAUCAUUGGCCAUAUGGGGUCGGCAGGGCUACGUAUCCGAGGACAGCGAGACAAAUACUUGCGUCCGCCGCGCAUACAACAAGCCGGCGAAGCAAUACUGCACGCAGGCCUGCCUGCUUGGCCUCAAGACGGGUCGCCACCUCGCUAACAACUGCCCCAACGUGCAAUUCCACCGUGCUGUCGGUGGAAACGAGCAGCACGCAAUCGACAUGGCCGAGUUCACCCGCCUCGUCAACGAGCAGCUUCGCAGGGACCCGUACGACUACUGCGAGUUGCUGUCCCCCUGGGGCAUGUACGGGAGCACCGGGGUGCUCUUCAAGCUGGAGCUGGCACCCUACGGAUACACAUUUGUCGCCAAGGGCACCACGGCCACGCUACUGUGCAGCCUGGAGCACGAGACAAAUGUAUACGAGAAGCUCCACCGGCUUCAGGGCGACGCGGUACCCGUGCAUCUGGGCUUGGUCGAGCUUCCCGGCGGUUACAUACUCCCCGGAGGCCUGAGAGCAGUUCAUAUGAUGCUCAUGUCUUGGGGGGGACAAACGGUCAAAGAGGGAAAAUCGCCAGGUUUGUCACUCGAGGUGCAGCGGUCCUCGGAGGCUGUUCGAAACGAGGGUAUUUACCACGAUGACGUGCACGAUGCCAACCUGCUCUGGAACGAGGAGCUGGGCCGGGUCAUGGUGAUAGACUUUGACUAUGCCAAGAUCUUGGAACCGCCCAAGCACAAGACAGUAGUUGAUCUCUCCAAGAAGGAGAGGAAAAGGGGUCAGAAGCGCGUGGUUGCAAACUGCCCUGGGAAAGCGAAGGUGCUGGACAGUCAUCCAGAGGCUUUAUAA
Metarhizium robertsii ARSEF 23 is the source of this 1098-nucleotide messenger RNA. Its product is annotated as Peptidase S28. The record is from RefSeq and is a predicted model, not a curated record. Bases 1 to 1098 code for a protein of 365 amino acids. NCBI's taxonomy places the organism in Eukaryota, Fungi, Ascomycota, Sordariomycetes, Hypocreales, Clavicipitaceae. The transcript has a single exon.